CUUCUUCAGUAAUGCGUUCCGAAACAACACAAAAUCCAAAAUCACGUACAAAUUCCUUGAGCAUAUCGUACGUUUAACUCAAGUAUAUGAUAACAACCUGUUUGCAGUAAUAAGAGAUGAACAUGCUUGAAAGUCAGGGAAAAAAGAACAUAUUUGUUACCGUCGGAACCACCCAAUUUGAUGAAUUGGUGACCGAGGUUUUGCAUCCUGACAUGUUAGAGGUUAUGGAGUCCAAAGGCUACACACAUCUCAUCAUUCAAAUAGGACGAGGUCUUGAACCUCAAAUUCCAACUUCACGAAGAAUCCAAAUAACUUUGUACCAUUUGAAAGAAAAUAUUUCUUCUGAUAUAGAAGAUUCCUCUCUAGUAAUCUCACAUGCUGGUGCUGGUAGUUGCCUUGAAGUACUUAAUGCACACAAGCCAUUAAUUGUUGUGGUCAAUCAAAAGCUUAUGGGUAACCAUCAGCUCGAACUAGCUGAAAAACUGCAAUCUGAAAGACAUGUUGUUAUGUGUUACCCAGAAACCUUGAAAACUACUCUUUCUGAUUUUGAUACCUCAUGCCUUAAAAUCCUACACAUUAACAACCAAAUGGCAUUAUCCAAUUACAUUGAAAAACUGAUGGGAUUUUGAAAAUAAAGUCCAAUUUAGUGUA
Molecule: messenger RNA, 651 nt
Organism: Daphnia carinata
Lineage: Eukaryota; Metazoa; Arthropoda; Branchiopoda; Diplostraca; Daphniidae
Gene: Alg13
Product: UDP-N-acetylglucosamine transferase subunit ALG13 homolog
Exons: 2
Coding region: 117-629 (170 amino acids)
Biological process (GO): dolichol-linked oligosaccharide biosynthetic process
Molecular function (GO): hexosyltransferase activity
Source: RefSeq, a predicted model, not a curated record